AUGUGUUCUAACGAGAUUGACGCAUCCUCGCCUUCAUAUCCACUCCGAGCUCCAAAGCCGGUAGGGAAGCGCAUUGCGCGCCUCGACAAGGACCGUCUUGGGCAACUGUAUUCUCCAGGGCAAUGGGAGAAAGUCAAUCUUCUAGCUAUGCUAAAUGAAGGCGUUUUCUCUGGCCCUCCGCAUGUCAAUCUCUCAGUGUGGCAUGCUCCAGGAACCACUCGCCCUGCUUUCGAGGAAGCAACAAACCCAUCAAAUGAUUAUCAAGAAACAACCUUGGAUCAAGAAUUUGGACCCUCAUGGUCCACUCACUGGUUCAAAGUUCAUAUCCAGCUUCCUGUGGCAAUUUGUGGCAAAAAACAUGUCGAGUUACACUGGGACUGCAACAAUGAAGCUACCGUUUGGACAGAGGACGGCAUGCCUCUACAAGGCCUCACCGGCCGAGGAGAGCGUAUCGAGUGGAUCAUUCCCGAGUCUUUCAAGGACGGCAAAAAACAUCUCAUAUAUAUCGAAAUGGCCUGCAAUGGCAUGUUUGGAAAUGGCCCAGGCCGACCGAUCUUCAAGAACAACCCUGGCGGUGAUUCCAUUCAACCACCGGAUCAAAAUAAAUAUUUUUCUUUGUCCAAGGCGGAGAUUGUUGCUGUGAAUUGGAACGCCAGGAUGCUCUACGUGGACAUUAUCACCAUCCACGACGCUGCUACCGUUUUACCAGAUGAAUCUUGGCAGCAGCAUAAAGCAUUGAGUGUAGGUACUAAGAUGAUCAACACUUUCAAACUUGGCGACAAUGAAUCGAUCAUCCGGUGUCGAAAGAUGGCCGAGGAAUUCCUUGGGCCAAAGGUCAGCUCCAGCGACGUUUACUCAGCCAGUCCUCAGCAAGGCGCUGAUGUUUUCGCGAUUGGACAUUGCCACAUAGAUACAUGUUGGUUAUGGCCUUGGGCGGAAACCAAGAGAAAGGUCGCGCGGUCAUGGCUCAAUCAAUGCGACUUGAUGGAUCGGUACCCAGAGUUAACAUUUGCAUGCUCACAAGCUCAGCAAUUCCAGUGGCUCAAGGAAGAAUAUCCCCAUGCUUUUGAGCGCGUGAAACAAAAGGUUCAGUCUGGGCAGUUUCAGCCGAUCGGUGGCUGCUGGGUCGAACACGACACAAAUCUGCCAAAUGGAGAGUCGCUUGUGCGGCAGUUCCUAUAUGGGCAGCGAUUCUUUGAAGCAAAUUUCGGCUCUCGCAGCCGUGUACUCUGGCUACCAGACUCAUUUGGAUUUUCUGCCCAGCUUCCACAACUGUCCAGACAAGCCGGAAUGCCGCAUUUUUUGACUCAAAAAAUAUGCUUCAACAAUAUCAAUCAAUUUCCCCAUACCACUUUUAACUGGGUCUCUCUUGACGGAAGCCAGGUCCUUUGCCAUAUGCCACCCGUGCGAACCUACACUGCUGAAGGCACUGUUGCUGAUGUCCAGCGGUGUCUCACCAACCAUCUAUCCAUGGACCAGGAUCACACGUCCCUCAUGGCAUUUGGAAAAGGCGACGGUGGUGGUGGUCCAACCUGGCAACACCUGGAGCGACUCAGACGAUGCCGUGGUGUCUCAGAUACAGUCGGUCUACUUCCUCGAGUGCAUGUCGGUGGCUCCGCAGACGAAUUCUUCGAGAGACUAGAGCGCAAGGCUGACUUGCUUCCGACCUGGAACGGUGAUCUGUACUUUGAACUGCAUCGUGGCACUUAUACCACCCAGUCCAGUACUAAGAGAAAUAACCGAAAAGCGGAGUUCAUGAUGCGAGAUAUUGAGCUCCUCGCAACAGUUGUGUCUUUAGCGGAUAGCUCUUACAAAUACCCAAAGGCAGAGAUUGACCGAAUGUGGCACAGCAUUCUGCUAUGUCAAUUUCAUGACUGCCUCCCAGGAACCGCGAUUCGGAUGUGCUACGAUGACUCGGACCAGGUGUACGAGAAGGUUUUCAAGACAGGCGAGAAUAUUCUUCUAGCCCUCUACCAGUGUCUCAAUCUGGAGUUAUCGGGGGCUAAUUCACCAGACGCUGGACACAUGGUUGCUCUCAACACACUUCCCUGGAAUCGUACGGAAAUCAUUGACUCCUCGGAAAACUCCUGUCUAUUAGCUUCGGGCAAUGGAAGUCUAGUUGCCCUUGAAAGAGUCUUCCCAACGUCGAAGGAAAGGCCCGUCACAGUUCAAGAGGUCUCCACCGGCGUUUUCACGCUCCAGAAUGAGCAUUUAUCUCUCACUGUUGAAAAAGGCUGUAUCAUCUCGCUGUACGAUCGCAAAGCAGACCGCGAGAUUAUCCCACAUGGUGAAAAGGCCAAUCAAUUCGUCAUUUUCGACGAUAAGCCAAUUUAUUGGCAAGCUUGGGACGUAGAAGUCUACCACUUGGACACGCGAGAGGAGCUAGCAAGCUCAGGUACUUCUAUUACCGAAGAUACGUAUCACCGUGUGAGCGUGACUACCGAGACCAAGAUCAGCAACAAAAGCUCCAUGCGGGUUACCAUCUCAUUAGCGGCGACAUUCGAGGAGAGUGACUCGCCUUGCGUCGAAUGCACCGCAGACAUCGAUUGGCACGAGGAGAUGAAGUUCCUCAAAGUUGAAUUUCCAGUCAACAUUCGCAAUACGGAAGCAGCAUAUGAGACACAAUAUGGAGUUAUCAAGCGUCCAACGCACUACAACACGUCAUGGGAUAUGGCCAAGUUUGAGGUCUGCUGUCAUAAAUUCGCCGAUCUGUCUGAACAUGGAUAUGGUGUUUCGAUUCUAAACGACAGCAAAUACGGGUUCGCAACAGUCGGUAAUGUCAUGCGACUAUCUCUCCUGCGAUCGCCCAAAGCGCCUGAUGACACAGCCGACAUGGGCAAACAUACUAUCCGGUGGGCCAUUAUGCCACAUGAAGGUGGACUGGGCCCGAGAACAGUCCGAGCGGCAUUCAACUUCAACAACCCUCUGAAGCUCCUCGUUGCUAAAUCGGCGACUCCCAUGUUGAGUCAGUAUCCUGUGACAUUGGAAGGCGAUGAGAGUCUUGUAUUGGACACCAUCAAGCGCGGAGAGGAUGAUGAAGACAUCAGUACCGGAGAAUUGCCUACACGGAAGGGGCGAAGUGUCAUACUCCGGAUCUACGAUUCCCUUGGUGGCAGAUCUCGGGGAACCGUACAAACCAUAUGGAACGUCAGUAAAGUCUUCAAGACAAAUCUGCUUGAAGAUGACGAAGAAGAGAUUUCUGUUCAGUCCGGAGCAUUCAAAAUUGACUUGGGCCCAUUCCAGGUCGGCACAUAUCGUCUCUGCUUAGCUGAUUAG
Messenger RNA from Penicillium daleae, 3276 nucleotides. Its product is annotated as alpha-mannosidase. The coding region runs from base 1 to 3276 and encodes 1091 amino acids. Gene Ontology annotation, biological process: oligosaccharide catabolic process; mannose metabolic process. The record is from RefSeq and is a predicted model, not a curated record. Gene Ontology annotation, cellular component: fungal-type vacuole membrane. The transcript is spliced from 3 exons. Gene Ontology annotation, molecular function: carbohydrate binding; alpha-mannosidase activity. NCBI's taxonomy places the organism in Eukaryota, Fungi, Ascomycota, Eurotiomycetes, Eurotiales, Aspergillaceae.